Molecule: messenger RNA, 2861 nt
Organism: Oncorhynchus tshawytscha (Chinook salmon)
Lineage: Eukaryota; Metazoa; Chordata; Actinopteri; Salmoniformes; Salmonidae
Gene: ppp1r16a
Product: protein phosphatase 1, regulatory subunit 16A
Exons: 11
Coding region: 1078-2760 (560 amino acids)
Cellular component (GO): cytoplasm
Molecular function (GO): enzyme inhibitor activity; protein binding; phosphatase regulator activity
Source: RefSeq, a predicted model, not a curated record
AGUAGAUGGCGGCAAUAGACCUACACCAAUAGGUGUAUUCUGCCAAACAACCUUAACAAGAAGAAGAAGAAGAAUAUGACAGCGCAGCGGUUGUUAUGGAGAAGCAUUUCCCCCGAGGGCUGGAGAAACAUUGGAGAGCUGGCGUUGGGGACAGAAAGCAGCUGAUCGGUUUCAGACGGGCUGAGAACACGAGCUCGCGCUUCUGUCAGACUGAAUGAACUCCAUAAGUAAGCAACAUGCUUUGUAUUUCAUCGCCAAUACAUUUGAAAGUCGACAUUUGAGCUACGCAAAGCAAACUUUUACCGCGACUGAAUGAGGUUAGGUGUCAGGGGAGGGAGGUAGAAUGUUAUGUAUUCUCAGCAGCACAAUGGAUCCUUGAGACGCCUUGAUGCCGGACUCUUCCUGGUUUCUGAAGCACCACCUGCACUGGCCUAUUACAGGACUAGAAGACUGACAAGUGAUCCAAUCCCAUGCAGCCCCCCACCUCUGACCAACCUCUGCCCUUUCAUUCUCUCGUACUAUUGCACUCUGAAUUAAGGUUCCGUGCAGUAUUAGUUCAAAAGUCUUUAUUUAAAUGUUUUUACCUCAUUGAUAUUGUUUUUUAAUUUUGUUUUUUUAAUAUACCGGGACCUCACGAUACAAUACUUAGGCGCCGAUAUGUACUGUGUUUCUCAUGAUUCUAUAGUUAUUGUGAUUUUAUUGGCAUUUGAUGUUCCAAACAUAUUGUUCACCACAUGUCGGCUGCAGAGAGUCUAGAGAAAGCAUGAUAAAAUGAGUUUUGAUCAUUCAUGGAAAUAAGUGCUGAGAACAUGUUGGCUCAUUAUUUAAGAAGAAGAUGGAGAACAAGUUAUAGGAUGGCGAGUGCUAGUUAACGCUUCCUAGCAAGAAAAAUAAAUUACAAAUCGAAAGUGGCGCUUUAUAAUGGAACUAUAUCGAUUUAUAAUAUUUUUUUUAGCGGCGAUAUGGAUUUAAGGACUGAAAUAUGGUUCAAAGUUAUUUUUCUUCACUUUCUACUGCUAAAAUCCAGAACCAGAUCAGACCAGUGAAACAGGACAACAGAGGGGGGAGGGGGUGGGCAUGGCGGAGCACGGCGAGCUGCUCGGUGAGAUGGCCACGAUUGGGCGUCUGAGCGCCACGGAGCGCUUGAAGCAUGCCCAGAAGCGGCGCGCCCAGCAGCUAAAAGGCUGGGCCCAGAUGGACAAGGACAUGGCCCGCGGUGCGGGCAAGGCCAGCCAGAAAAGCAACAAGAAGGGGCGCACGCGCAGGGUGGUCUUCCCCAACAACAUCACUCUGCUGGAGGCUGCAGCCCGCAAUGACCUGGAGGAGGUGAGGGAGCUGCUGAACGGUGGAGUCAGUCCAGAUCUGUACAACGAGGACGGACUCACUGCCCUUCACCAGUGCUGUAUUGAUGACUUUGUGGAGCUGGUACAGUGUCUGUUGGAUGCCGGGGCCAGUGUGAACGCCUGUGACAGUGAGCUGUGGACGCCGCUUCACGCUGCUGCCACCUGUGGACACACAGACCUGGUGCAGCUCCUUGUGCAGUCUGGAGCAGAGCUGCUGGCUGUCAACGCUGAUGGCAACAUGCCCUAUGACCUUUGUGAGGACGAGGCCACUCUGGAGCUGCUAGAGAUGGUCAUGGCAGAGCAGGGUAUAACCCAGGACCGUAUAAACCGGUGUCGUGGGGCUAAGGAGAUGAAUAUGCUCACAGAUCUUCGAGUGCUGGUUCAGAAUGGAGCGGACCUGAACGCUCAGGAUGACAACGGGGCCACGCUGCUGCACAUAGCGGCGGCUAACGGCUACUUGUUGGUGGGGGAGCUGCUACUGGAGCACCGGGCCAAGGUGGAGCAGAAGGACACAGACGGCUGGACACCACUCCACGCCGCCUCCUGCUGGGGACAGAUUCUGAUGGUGGAGCAGCUGGUGGCUCAUGGGGCCAGUCUCAACACCAAGUCUGUCCUGGAAGAGACACCGUUGGAUGUGUGUGCUGACGAGGAGGUGAGAGUCAAGCUGAUGGAGCUGAAGCACAAACACGACGCAAUCAUGAAGAGUCAUGACCGACACAAGGGCACCUUGCAGAGACGAGCCUCCAGCACUGGCAGCAGAGGUAAGGUGGUGCGGCGUGUGAGCGUCAACGAGCGUUCCAGCCUGUACCGGCGGGAGCACCACAAGGAGGCCAUGGUGUGGCAGGAGAGAGGCCGGCAGGCCGAGCCGCAGGACGACGACGAGGACAGACAGACGGACAACGAGCUCCACCACCACGUUGCCAUGGCUGCAGGUACCAUGUCGAGGCUGGAGAAUGAGGAGGGAGCGGAGAGGAAGUCUAGUCUGGGGAACGGUGGGACGCCCCUUGCCCUCUCGGCAUCUGUCCCAGGGGAGCAGUGGAGUAGAGGCCGGAUGGACCGCAGUGCCUCCUACCAGCUGAGCCCUGCCUCAGGGUCUGGGGGGGAAAGGGACAACAUGACCCUGGAGAAAUCCCACCAGACUCUAGCGGACCUGAAACGCCAGCGGGCUGCGGCCAAGCUCAACAAGUACCCAGCCCCACCUCUACUCCCUCCCUCAGAGGAGGAGCCUCCCUCUCCCACCCCUCUGCAGGAGGUGACCCCCUCCCGAGCCGCCCAGGAGACCCCCAACACAGAGGUGGCCUUUCCCAGCGCUGUGUACUUCACUCCAGCCAGUGGGGACCCGCCCCUGCUCAAACUACGAGCCCCAGAGGAGGACACGUCCAACAUCACCAAGGAGCCCUGCUGUGGAAUCAUGUAGAGACAUACAAACACUCCCAAGCCACAAUGUAGAGACACACAAACACUCCCAAGCCACAAUGUAGAGACACACAAACACUCCCAAGCCACAAUGUAGAGACA